Molecule: messenger RNA, 1900 nt
Organism: Mangifera indica (mango)
Lineage: Eukaryota; Viridiplantae; Streptophyta; Magnoliopsida; Sapindales; Anacardiaceae
Product: non-specific lipid-transfer protein C, cotyledon-specific isoform-like
Exons: 2
Coding region: 1263-1640 (125 amino acids)
Biological process (GO): lipid transport
Cellular component (GO): membrane
Molecular function (GO): lipid binding
Source: RefSeq, a predicted model, not a curated record
AAUUUGGUUUAACUCAAAAAAAUAGUUUUUAGGUGAAUCAAAACUGUUCUUACUGCUGGAUGACGAUCCAACUAGUCCCAUCCGAAUUUUAAGACUAUGAGAUUAAUUUCCCACUUGUGGUUAUCGAUGCUGGUUUUUAAAACCAUGGGAUUAGUUUCUACUUAUGGUUAUCAAGGGUGAAUUUGGUGACCCGAGAGGAGUGGUCUCUUUGAAGAGCAAAACAAACAACAUUAAUUAGGUAUAUAUAUCAGAAUCUGUUUGAAACUCAAAAUCAGAAGAUGAAGCUGAACAAGUCUUUCAAUCUUAAGUAAAUUCUACAGCUGGUUUGGACAAAUUCUACCCGGUUUCAUUUAAUUUUGUUUUUUUUUUAAUUCCUUGUAAUCGAUCACAAUUCAAAGAUGCCAUUCAUAUAUAGUUUUAUUUCAUUUGAAAUAUCAUUUAGACUUUGGAAGCUGUUAAAUAUAAGCAUCGCCUCUCUCUCUCCAGAAUUUUCUUUAUCACACAAGAGAAAGCAUGGCCUCCGAUAGUUGCAAGUUGCUGCUGCCUGACCCUAUGAGUUAACAAAAUCAGUAAAAUAUUAGAAUUUAUAGAAAAAAAUUUGGGUUCGAGAAAAAAUUUAGGUCACGUUUUUUUAACUUUGACUUAUUUGGUUCUGAUUAUUGUGCUCCUAGUUUACCUGUCCAACCAAUACGGGUGGGGUUUCAUUGCAAGUAGCUGCUGCCUCUCUAAAAAUCAAGAAGCAUGUGCACUGCAUGUCUAGAUUUUUCCUUGAAACCAACUAGCAACAGGCCGCCACUUGAGAAAGCAUGAAGACGAAUUCAAGUCGGCUAUUUAACCGACUUUAACAAGCAUAAAUAGGCCUGAAGUCCAGCCAUUUGUGUGUGCAAAAUAGGAAGUGUGAGCUCUGAGCUGCAAAGAAAAAGAGUGUGUGCCGUGAGUUAAGAGUUGCUGUAAAAUAAAGAGUCAGUUAAGUGGAUUGAGUGCUGUGAGUUUGCGUUUGAGUGAGUGUUGUGAGAAGUAGGUGUCUGGGUGUGGUUUCGUAAAAUUGUUCAAUAUUAAUAAAAUUAUUAUUUAAUUAUUUCCACUUUUGUUCAACAGAGCAUGAUCACUAGGGUUUGGUUUGAUUUAAAAUUUUUUUAGUUUGUAGAAGUUUUCAAACCGGACUUGGCUACCCUUAGCUUCACUAUAUAAACCCCUCGUCCCCACUUCAUUUUCCCAUCAAGAAAACAAGCUCAUCAUCAUAGUACCAGGGUGAUCUUAUUAUGACUGUUACAUUACCAUAUUUAGCCAUGAAGAACCUCUAUUUCUCCAUGCUGCUUCUCCUCUCAGUCCUUUUCUUCCUUGCCAAUGACGGUGAGGCGACAGUUAAAUGUAGCUCUCUGGUUUAUAAAGCAGCUGGAUGUGUGGACUAUGUCACUGGCAAGGCAAAAGACCCUGGCAUUACCUGCUGCAUUGGGCUGCAACAGCUUGCUCAAUCCGUGAAAAGCGUUGACGACAAGAAAGAUAUUUGCCGCUGCUUAAAGAAAGGUGCCGGGCCAGUGCCGAUAAACGAUUGGUUGUUGAGCCAGCUUCCUUCCCGUUGCCACAUUGAUGUUGGUUUCCCUGUCUCCUCAAAAACCAACUGUGAAACCAUUCACUGAAUCGCUAAGGAGUUGAGGCAGGGAUCUCUUGAGAAAGACAUCAUAAAGAAUAUUAGAGAUGAUUUUUGAGAAAAAUGCUAAGGGGUUGAGGCAGCGACCAGCAGACUUUAAUUAAAUAAAUAAAAUUCAGAUUUUAUAUAUAAUGAUUAAAUAGAGAAAAAUGUUUCAAAUAUUAUUUUUGUUGUUGAUCUAUAUAGUAAUCAAUCCAACUACACCAAUUUGACCACUGGUUGAUUAUGAUCGGCCUUUCACUGAGUUAA